AUGGCGGCGGAGACCGGCAUUGUUCCGGACGUCAACGACGAAACUUCCAACUUCGACAUCUUGGCCAAAUGGGAAAAUCAGCAAAAGUACGGAAAAAAAAACGAUUAUAUGUCAAGCGAGCCGCCAGAAUCGCGCACUGCUUGAGAAAAAAAAGCCAGCAAAAAAGAAAAGUCAGGAGCUUGUUGCGCUCCACCGAUAACUAAAGCCAAAAUGAGGCUCUAGCUUUUAUAGCUGAUUCACGGCUAGCUUGGGACGCUAAGGGGCGUGGUCUCUCUGCACUCUCCACGAUCCAGGCGCUAUCUCGUGCAUUAUCGUGUCAGGACCCUUUUUUCGAUGGCUCAAGCCAGCCGUGAAUCAGCUAUAUCAAGUCGUGUUUUUCUUUCAUUUUAAAUGACUUUAGUUUCGAUUUUGUAUUAUUUAAAAAGGUUUUGAUGAAGAAUUUCGAAAAAAAAAGGCUAUAGAACAUUUUUCGCAUGUUUCUUCCGUUUCCAUGCAAAACACAGAUGAAAGGAUCGGUAAAGCGAACCGGACACGCCCCGGACGGUUCUGAGCAGUUGUAGGGGACAGCUAAGAGACGUCGCUGAAGGGAUUUUAUAGUUUCACAUCAAAUUUUUUUUUUUCUGUCAUCGGUAGAGCAAAUGUCAUUUUCUGGUAAUUUGUCUUUGACUCUUAUUUUUAGCUCGUUUUUUUGCAGCUUUUUUUUGUCAGACACUCAAAAUUGUAUCAAAAUGGGAUUUCAGGACAUCUUUCUUCAAAACCACCAAGAAAUCGUUCCCGAUGUACCCGUUCAUGGAGGAGAAAGUUCGGGUCAGUUUUGGAAUCCUUCCAAAAAAUAUUCAAAGCUUUUUUCACACUCUCUCAAAUAUAAAUUUAGAUGGAUGAUUACGGUGAGAUAAUCCGGCCGGAUGACUAUAUCAUAGCUGCCAAGCUGGAGCCGAGAAAGAACAGUGAAUCGGAACAGGUGGGAGUUGGAGUACAUCCCUGUUUCACCUCGAUUUUCGUCCAGGACAACGUCAAAAAGGAAGAAGAAGACGAAGAAAUGGCCGAGCCCGUCGUCGAGGAACAUCCCACCAAGUGUGUCGAGUUCAAGAGAAGAACCGAGGUACUGGGAUUCAUCUCUGACUCUCCGAAAUCUAGUUAUCUUUUUCAUUUCUCUGACGUUUUUUGAAUUUUUUGGGUUAAUGGCAAAAGCUUAUCAAUACAGGUUAUCUAAAAAACGCAUUGGAAUAAUCGAUUCACGGCUGAGGUAUCAAAAAUGGGUCCUGACACGAUAAGAAAAGAGAGUGUCUGGUUGUUGGAGAGCGCAGGCAGGCCACGCCCCUUCCAGAGGUAUCCAAGCCGUCCAUAGUCCAUUCACUGCGGCUAGACAGUUUUCGAGCGUCUCUCCUUAGGAUCUUCAGAGUGGUCCCUAAAAGGGCCCUUGGAGGGUCCCCACACCACUUUACCAACCCUAUAUGGACCACUAAAGCUUGCAAAAGUGGUCCCUAUAGGGGACUUGCUAGCCGAUAACUUUUAUGAAAUCUGGGUGAAGAAGCUUUUCCAUGCGAAAAACUAAAAAAAAUAACCUUUUUUGAAUAAAAUUUACUUGACGUAGAGGUCAGACCCUGAACCCCUGUAGGGAUACCUUAAUUUUACCCCUAUAGGAACCAGGAACCAAAUUGAACUUUAGCGUCCCCUAGAGAGGCUCUUUUCCCUCCUAACCCCUAUAGGGACUACUCAAAAAUUCCGAACUCUGUUUUCUCACCGGCGAUGUCAGAGAAACAUGAAAAUAGCAUGUAAACAUGAGAGAGUCGCUGAGAGGCAAGGAGAACCUCGAAAAACGGAUCAUUAAAAUAUUUUCUUCUCAAUAUUGCUGAUUAAAAUUUCUAUUUUUAGUAAAACUUCAGUUUUUUUUUUAUUUGGUCAAGAUCACUAUAGUCUGUUCAGAUUUUGAAUGUCAAGUAAAAUGACGUCAUUCGAAAACGCUCUAUGAUUGGUUUAUUCAGCCAUAAAGGGGCGGAGCUUGAGCGAUGACUUGACACCCAAAAUUUGAACAGACUAUACAAGAGUUUCCUACUUGAAGGUCCUCUGCCGCGUGGAAUUCAUCGAAUACGAAGGAAUCGCCGACGGAGAAUCCACGAAACGACUUUUGCUGAAUCUGAUGCCUCGUCAAGUGAUAAUUAUCCACGGAUCGGGUCAAGACACGAGAGAAUUGGCGUCGUAUUUCAGGGACAACGGAAUGGAUCCGGUAAAACUUUUAUCUGAAGCUUUUUUCGUCAUUGUUUUUCUGUAUUUCUCCCAACAUGGCUGCAGAGAUUAUACAAGAAAAUUUUGAUUGGAUCUUCUGAAAAUAACAAAUUUUUCAUGAGAAAAAUAGUUGAUAAUAGGGAAGGAGUAUGGGUAAGAUAUCAAAAAAAUCAAUUUUCAUUAGGCUACCGUACCUUAGGAAAAAUCAAAAAAAGUGGCAUUUUUUUCCGUCUUCCGUAUAUCUGUUUCUGAGCUUUUCGUGGAUAUAAGAACAUUUUUUCGAUUAUUUUCUUCCAGUUAUAGUUAAUUUUACCGGCUUGAAAGGCGAGGGGGGCGAACUGAGGUCAAACGCGAGCCCCCCGUUUGUUUACAGUUUUUCAAUAAAUAGUAAUUUUAAAGGUUGGGAGAAAGUUUUUUUGAACGAAUUCCAUGAAAUUUAUUAAAAACCUGGUCUUCCCUACUUUUUUUCAUGAUCCUUGUCACCCCUCCCGCCUUUCAAAUCAGGUAAAAUUGAUUGUAAUAAUAUUUUUUUCAUAUAACAAUAAUAAUAAUAGUUUAUUCAUUGCCAUAAAAAAACAUUAGGUAGUAUAGAAAAAGUAUAAGUGAUGUAUGAGGGAGAUAUAAUCGUUCUCUCCUAGAUGAAAAAAAUUUCGCUCUUAUAUUUUUGAUUAAAGUUCAGUUCUGCAACCUUGACCGUUUCAUGCCGAAAAAUGAACCGGAUAGAGAAAAUUAUUAUAACUUGAAUAAAACUCUCAGGACAAAAUCGAGGCUCCGAACGCUGGCCAAUGGGUCGACGCCUCCGUGGAAUCGUACAUCUAUCAAGUCGCCUUGAGCGACGCCAUCUUGGCCGACAUCAAUUUCCAUGAGGUACAGGGAUUUUCGAGAGUAGGAAGGGCAAAGUCGGAAUGGUGGAUAAUGGCCGCUGAAAGGCAGGAAAAAGGGUGCAAAAAGGCUACAGAGAGGGUGCAGAAAGGCAGCAGAAUGGGAGCAAAAAGGGAUCAGAAAGGCCGCAAAAAGGUCCCUUUAUCAAGCCUUCCAUUUUUUCUGGGACUUUGAAGGCUCAAGAAAUGGUGGAAAACGGGAGAGGCAACAAAAAUGGUGCAUAAUAGUGUUCUAAAAUUCGACCGUUCGACCAAUUAGACCGUUCAACUGAUAUGACCGUUCAGUUUUUCGAACGGUUAUAACAUGUCAUUUUUCUGACCGUUCGUUUGACCGACCAAUUUCUGAAAUUUACGAAACCGACCGACCAUUUUUGAAGUGACAUUUCGAACGUUCGAAAAAUGACCGACCAUUUUCAGAGUGACAUUUCGAACGGUCAAAAAAUGACCGACCAUUUUCAGAGUGACAUUUCGAACGGUCAAAAAAUGACCGACCAUUUUUGAAGUGACAUUUCGAACGUUCGAAAAAUGACCGACCAUUUUCAGAGUGACAUUUCGAACGGUCAAAAAAUGACCGACCAUUUUCAGAGUGACAUUUCGAACGGUCAAAAAAUGACCGACCAUUUUUGAAGUGACAUUUCGAACGUUCGAAAAAUGACCGACCAUUUUCAGAGUGACAUUUCGAACGGUCAAAAAAUGACCGACCAUUUUCAGAGUGACAUUUCGAACGGUCAAAAAAUGACCGACCAUUUUCAGAGUGACAUUUCGAACGGUCAAAAAAUGACCGACCAUUUUCAGAGUGACAUUUCGAACGGUCAAAAAAUGACCGACCAUUUUUGAAGUGACAUUUCGAACGUUCGAAAAAUGACCGACCAUUUUAAGAGUGACAUUUUGAACGGUCAAAAAAUGAACGACCAAUUUUGAAAUGGCGUUUCAAACGAUCGAAAUUUGACUGAAAAAAGUUUGAAAUGUCUGAAAUGAAAUAAAUUGAAUCAACGUUUGCGAAAAGUAUGGAAUUUUGAGAAAACUCCGCGUGCUUCGUGAUAAUGAGUAAGCUCCUAGUUACUCUGACAAGGAAACUGUUUUUAUCCCCCGGUUGAACUUUUGAUGAAACUUCGCAGGGGUGUACUUUAAGGCAUGCUGAUUCCAAAUCAAAAAUAAAAUAUCUCGCCUUUUGCCUCGUAGUCAAAUUAUGACGGCUCAAAGUUUGCACGUGAAAGACUGGAACGCAGUAAGAAGGAAUGUGUCUCGCGCACGAGCCCUCACUUCCAGCGUAAGAGAAAAUUUUCGAAUAGGCAUUUCGAACGGUCGAAAAAUGACCAACCAAUUCAAGAGUAACAUUUUGAACGGUCAAAAAAUGACCGACCAUUUUGAGAGUGACAUUUCGAACGGUCAAAAACUGACCGACCAUUUUUGAAGUGACAUUUCGAACGUUCGAAAAAUGACCGACCAUUUUCAGAGUGACAUUUCGAACGGUCAAAAACUGACCGACCAUUUUCGAAGUGACAUUUCGAACGUUCGAAAAAUGACCGACCAAUUUCGAAGUGACAUUUCGAACGUUCGAAAAAUGACCGACCAAUUUCAGAGUGACAUUUCGAACGGUCAAAAACCAACAUGUCAUUCUGAAGUGACAUGUUGAAAUGUUGAAACUCCAACCGUUCGACCAAUGACCAUUUAUUAUGACAUGUUGAAAAAAUAUUGGUCGAACGGUCGGUCGAACGGUCAAUUUUCGAAACUAUAGUGCAUAAGGGCUGAGAAAAUGGCGCAAAAAGGCAGCAAAAAAGGAACAUUUCUAUGGAGCCUUCCAGCAGCCCUAUGGACCCUCGGAGGGACCUUCCGACUUUCUGAUUUUUCCACCAUUUUCCUGUUUCAUUGUCUUUGUUUAUUGGAAAAUGGGUAAAGAUCUCUCAAUUCGCCUAAAGUUCCGGAUGAAACCACGAAAAAUAAACUUCAAAAAGGCUCCAAAAGGAGAUUUUUUCAAGAUAUUCCUAAUAGCCUGGAUCUUUUUUGGAGCUUUUCCUAUAGGUUUAACUUCGCGACUUGGAAAUCAUAAUAACUAAACAAGCCUCUGGAAAUUUUAGUUAAGGUUUUGACAGGUUCCGCCCCCUUUUGAGGAUUACUGUAAGCAAAAUUUGAAAAAUGAACUUUUUUUUUCAUAGUUUAUUAUGAAGGAAAUGUACUUGAAAAUGAAAAAAAUAAGGCUAAAAAUUGACAUUUUUGAGUUGAACAUUUUUUUCGAAUUAAAAAAAUCGAUUUUAUUGGAAAUUGUGAAUUUUUCAGUUUUUGAGGUUUUUCGAAAAAUAAUUCUUCCAUAGGCUUUUCCUUCAUUUUUCCUUUGUUAAAUUAAAUUAUAAAUUAUUUAUGAGACUUCCAAAAAAACGAAAAAAAGGAUUGACAAAAAAAGUCGGAAAAGGAUCAGGCGAAAAAAAUUUGGAAAAAUUGAAAGAUUUGCUAAUUUUUUUAAUUAGUACCAACAGCACUUUGGAAUCUACCAAAAAAAAAAUAUUGAUUUUUUCCAGGCCCCUGAUGGUAAUGCCCUGGCUUGGAUCGACGCCAGGAUCAUCGAAAAAGAAUCGAUGGACAGUAUGAUUUCCGAUCAGGCGGAUACUGUACCCCAGGGUGAUAACGAGGUGAUGGAGGUGAGAAAUCGAAAAAAAAAAUCGUGGAAAAUUUUUUCUAAUGAGAAAAGGGACCAAAAUGACUGAAAAUGUUGUUUUGAAGUUUGAAAAAAUCACAUUUUUGCUCUCGAAAAAUUCGAUUUUAAUUUUGGAUAGAAGGCUUUGAAAAAUAAGAAACAAUUAUCAUAGUUAAAUAAUAAAAAAAGUACUAUUUAUUUUUUUGAUUUUUCCUUCUUUUUCAAAUUUUUACAGUGAUUUUCUGGAAAAAUUGGGCCAUUCUUGCCAUUUUUUUACACUGGAUAAUUGAAACCUUUUUGGCAAACUCAUGGGAUUUUUUUUAAAGUUAAGAUUAGCUAAACUCAACCAAAAUCACUUGGAAAAUAGAAAAGUUAUUAUAGUUUGAUCUUUGAAAAGUAACAAUAAUUAUUCACCUGAUCCCUGUUUCAAAGUUUCUUUUAUUUCUUUGAUUUUUCAUUUAGGCAAUGGGUUUUCAUCGUACAUGUUUAAAAAAACAACUAAAAUCGAAGUUUACACGGUAAUUUUCUGGAAAUUUAGGCCGUUUUUCGCAUUUUUCAAACUUGAACGAUGGUUUUUUUUCCACCAGAAGAAGCAGAUUUUUAUCAAGAUUAGCAGUAUUUAGAUAAUUAUAGAAAAGCCUUCCUUCAGACCGGAAAAAAAAUGGAAAGAAAACCGUCCUACAGGAAAAAGUUGACAAAGUCUUUUGAGAAAAACUUAAUAACUUACUUUGAUCAAAAUAAUGAGGCCUUAAUAAAGUCAUUGAGUGAUUUUUAUUCGUAAAAAGAUUUUUCGAAUCACCCAGAGACGUUGGAGUGGUCACUAGAGGGGUUAGAGGAAAAAAAUAGCCUCUACAGUAGAAAAAUAAAAACUUGAUUGAUUAGUUUUUUUAAAUUUUUUUAUUCUAAUUUUUUUCUCAUUAUUUUUUUCCCCUGGAGUGACCACUUUCGCAAGCUGUAGGUGGUCCCUGGAGGGGAACCUUCAAAAGCAUUUAAGGUGCCAAUAUAUGGACCAAUCUGACGUUAAGCAACUGAAAAAUAUUCACCGACCCCUGAAAAUUUUCCUUGACGCCUUGUUGACAGUAAAUUCUUCCAGACCUCACAUCGGGAAAAUAUGACGUCGAUUUUCUCACGCAUUUCCAAUUUUUAAGAUGAUUAGACGGACCUUUUCAGUAAUAUUCGCGUUCCUGGGAAUCGUACAUUUCCUUAAUCUAAUUUUCGUUGCUGUACAGGUGGGCGCUGGGCUUCCUGAAACUUGGAAGUUGGAAUCAUUUUUGAUCGGUUUUUGGUCAUGUAUUGGAUUAAAAGUAUAAACUAAAAAUUUUCGGAUCUUUUUCGGGUCCGCGGGUCUUUUUUUUAAAGAAAUAUAGCUUCUGACUAAUUACUAGUACCGAAAGUGGUAAAUAUAAUUAGUUCUAUGCUCCAAAAAAGCUUGGAACCUUGAAAUAUUCGAAUUUUUCUCAGGUCGACGAGAACAAAGAAGAAGACGAAGAUGAGCUCAAAUCACGGGCCAAGCAACAUUCCUUGAGGGAACGUCUUCGAGGCAAUCUCAUGCUCGAAGUCCUCACUUCCAAGGAAAUUCCCUGUCAUGAGGUUGACUUGGACCUUUUUCGGAACACAAAAAAGCCCCUUUCUAGGCCGUCUAUGUAAACGAUCCCAAGCUCUCCGAGUUCAAAAACGUCCUGGUGGAAAAGGGAUACAAGGCUGAGUUCCAGGCGGGCUCCCUGCAGAUCAAUGGAGGUUUGCAAAAUGAAAAAAAAAAUCUGAUCUAAUCAAUCAUUAGAAAUAAAAUGGGAUUCUACAAAAAUCAGCUAAACAAUUCCAAAUCAAUGAAAAAUUUGGAAAGUUUUGACAUUUUUAUUUAUGACUGACAGACUGUGGCUUGAGGAAUAUCAUACCUGAAUCUGAAAAUGAAAAGAAUUUUUUCCGAUCACUUUUUGACUUAACAAAAAUUCGCUUCUGCCUGUCUAUUAAACUUUAAAAAAGGAAUUUUUGUUUUUGUUUUUAAAGUUUUUCACCAACCCCCUUUUCUUGUUUUUGCCUCUCCUCUUUUCUGGUCCCACUGAGACUAUCCCAUGUAUGAGGAAUAUUGAAAAAUUCAGUGAAAAUUUUCGAAAAAAUUGAUAUGAAGGUACUUCUGUGAGAGGCGUUCACCCCACUUUAGUGAUCACUAUAGGCCUCUCAACGCCCUGAAUUUUUAAAAAUCAAUUUUAAUCACUCAAAGGAGUCCUCCAAGCUUUCCCGACGAUUCUGAGACCUUUAGUGGCCUCUUUAGAAAAUCACUUUAGUGUCCACUUGAAAUUAAAGAACUGAUUUUUCUGGAAUUUCUGAAAAAAGAGAAGCCGGAGUUUCAUCUUCAUGAUUUUUUUAUCGAUUUAUCGAUCUAUUCUGAAGGUGAUUUUCCAAGUUUACAGGUGCAUUUUCGAUCCGUCGCGCCGACACGGGCUCGUUUUCACUGGAAGGCGCCUUCUCCAAGGAUUAUUAUUCGCUCCGAAACAUUUUCUAUGAACAAUUUGCUGUUUUGUAA
Molecule: messenger RNA, 8263 nt
Organism: Caenorhabditis auriculariae
Lineage: Eukaryota; Metazoa; Nematoda; Chromadorea; Rhabditida; Rhabditidae
Source: the annotation of a GenBank genome assembly